Molecule: messenger RNA, 606 nt
Organism: Colletotrichum godetiae
Lineage: Eukaryota; Fungi; Ascomycota; Sordariomycetes; Glomerellales; Glomerellaceae
Exons: 2
Coding region: 1-606 (201 amino acids)
Source: RefSeq, a predicted model, not a curated record
AUGAAGUUCUCAACUGCCGCUUUCUUCGCCAUUGGCCUCUUGGCUGGCAACGUCAUUUCUGCCCCCGCAGUCCAAGGAAACGAUGUCGCUCUUCCUAUUGAAGUCCGUGCAGAGGACUUUGUCGCAAACGACGCCGCCCACCUCGAGGCCCGAGCGAAGAAGAAGAGGGCGGCCGGAGCUGCUGCCAAGAAGAACAAUGGCGCUGCCGCUGCCAAGGCGAACGCCGCCAACGCCGCAGCGGCAAAGAAGAAUAACGGUGCUGCUGCUGCCGCGAAGAAGAACAACGGCGCCGCCGCUGCCGCCAAGAAGAAGAACGCCAAUGCCGCGAAGAAGAACGCAAACGCAAAGAAGAAUGCCAACGCAGGAAACAAUGCCAAUGCGGGCAACAACGCCAACGCCGGCAACGCCAAUGCUGCCAAGGGCAAGGGCAAGUCCCAAGCUGAGUUUUCUGGCUUGGCUUGCACCGAUGGAAAGGGAGCUGGUGCUUGCAACGCCAACGGCCAGUGUGCCGUCAACGGCAAGACAGCUGCCAUCGCCGGACAGUGUGGUGUCGCAGCAAAGAAGGCCAACAAGCGCUACGUCUCGGAUGUUGCCCAUCUCAUUUGA